This is a messenger RNA of Carassius auratus (goldfish), 2276 nucleotides long. RefSeq names its product muscarinic acetylcholine receptor M2-like. The transcript has 2 exons. Gene Ontology annotation, molecular function: G protein-coupled serotonin receptor activity; G protein-coupled acetylcholine receptor activity. The record is from RefSeq and is a predicted model, not a curated record. Bases 459 to 1811 code for a protein of 450 amino acids. Gene Ontology annotation, biological process: chemical synaptic transmission; G protein-coupled receptor signaling pathway, coupled to cyclic nucleotide second messenger; adenylate cyclase-inhibiting G protein-coupled acetylcholine receptor signaling pathway. Gene Ontology annotation, cellular component: synapse; plasma membrane; dendrite. Lineage: Eukaryota; Metazoa; Chordata; Actinopteri; Cypriniformes; Cyprinidae.
UCAUUGUCAUAUAUUGCAGUGGUUUCAUGAAGCUUACUCAGGUCCCUGCAUCCUCAUUACAACUUCUACCUGUGUAAACAUCUGUGAUUGUAGUUUGUGUGAUAUUUAAAAUAUUAAAAUAGAAUCAGAAUAAAAUGAAAAAGAUGUGAAAAAGCUGUGGAGCUUCAUUACAGGUCAGGUAAUUAGAUUCCAUCCGUUAUGUAACUGCUGCCUUCCUCUUUAGAUGACAGGAACUGCAUUAAGCAUACAUGCUUUAAAAAAAGCAGCACGGAUCUAGGAGGAAUUCAGCAGUAAUAUGAUCGUUCCACACGACUUGGAUCAUCUUCCAGUAAAUUUAGUGUAUUGAUGCAGCCCUAAGAGGAAGGAUGACCUGUAUUCGGAAGGUGAAGAGGGGUGUUACUGUUUGAGGAAUUAAAAGUCCUCCCAGUCGUUCUCUCGUACAGACGGAGCAGGAGAUCAUGGAGACUGGAUCUGUCGCUUUCUCAAGGGACUUUGAAUCGUUCGUUUCUAAUGGCUCCUCUACAAGUUCCUCCAUCAUGUUCAACAGCAGCAUGCAGAGUCCCUCGCCCGAAGAAUCAUACCUGGUGCUGGGGAAACCACGUCAUUCGUUCGGGACUGUAGGGGUGGUCUUCAUCAUACUUAUCACUAGCUGCAUCAGCCUGCUAACAGUCCUGGGCAACGUCCUCGUUCUGCUUUCAUUCAAAGUCAACCGCAAUCUCCGAACCAUCAACAACUACUUCCUUUUUAGUCUUGCUUGUUCGGACCUUAUCGUCGGGGUUUUCUCCAUGAAUCUCUACAUUGUGUACGCCGUAAAGGGAUAUUGGCCUUUGGGACCGCAGAUGUGUGAUUUGUGGUUGGUUGUAGAUUACGUGGUGAGUAACGCCUCUGUGAUGAACCUCCUGCUGAUCUGCUUUGACCGGUACUUCUGCGUGACCCGGCCUCUGAGUUACCCAGCCAAACGUACAGCAAGGUGGGCUGGGGUGAUGAUUGCUGCGGCUUGGUUACAGUCUCUGCUUCUCUGGGCUCCAGCCAUCCUGCUUUGGCAGACUGGGCAGGACAGGAGCAAGGUCCCGGAGGGACAAUGUUAUAUCCUGCUCCUCGCCAACCCUGCCGUUACCCUGGCAACCACCAUCCCAGCGUUCUACAUUCCCGUUGUGAUAAUGGUGGUACUGUACACACGGAUAUCCCUGGCCAGUCAGAGACGAGUUCAUAAGUUGAAGCCUGAAUUCGCAAACCUGCUUGAACCGUCUAAGGCAAGUGGAGGAACAUCAGCUGCAAACCCUGACCUAGUGAAUGACAUUAAACCCAAUGAAACAUGCUCAUUUAAACUAGAUUCAGAGCUCAUUAGAAUGAAACACCCUUCUUCUGCAGAGUUCAGCAAAAUGGACUACUCCUUGGAUUCAAGUCCUGAUGCCUCUGUGGAAGAGCUGGAUGCAGAAACCUCGAGACAAUGCAGGACAAUGCAACCUCACUGUCUUCAAAACCAUACUACCAUUCAGGUUCAAAGUCAAGCAUCCAAGGUUGUCUCCAAGAAUGCCAGACAGAAGGCUCUUAGAGAAAGGAAGGUGACAAAGACCAUCCUUGCCGUUCUUUUGGCCUUCAUUGUAACUUGGACGCCUUAUAGUGUUAUGGUUCUGAUUGGUACCUUCUGCCGCUGGUGUGUCCCUGAAAUUCUAUGGAUGGUGGGUUACUUUAUGUGCUACGUCAACAGCAUGGUAAAUCCAGUGUGCUACGCGCUCUGUAACGCCACCUUCAAAAGAACCUUUAAACGACUGUUGAUGUGCAAGUUCAGAAAUCUGGCAUCAAAAUGAGUCAAACUUCAUCCUCUUAUCAAUGAAUCCUAGCGAACCAACGAGGAACCUGAUUCUCUCAAACGUUUCGUGAAUGUGAAGCUGUUUUACUAGAGCCAAAAGCGAUGUUGGUUGACGUUAUUGGUGUUUAUCAUGUUGCUGGUGUUGUUUGCGAAUGUAUUCUUACGCCAACAGUUUGUGCGAAUCAAUGCGAUAGAUUACAAAAGACACCUAUUCUAGUUUUGUGAGCAUGAUGAUGGUCUACUAGAGCCACAAGUGUAAAUAAAGUGAAGUAUGUUGUAUGCAUUAAAUGUAUCAAAGUCAUUAAGUUCUUUAAGUACUUUAACCAAAGUAAAAAUUAAAACAAAUGUUUGUAUUUUAAUAUUCAUCAGGGCACUAUGAUUGCAUUUGUUCUAAGAAUUUUAUGGCACAUCGUAAAGUUUUUAUUUUUUUUAUUUUUAAUUUAAGUUACAGUUUGUAAGACUA